Molecule: messenger RNA, 4827 nt
Organism: Siniperca chuatsi (mandarin fish)
Lineage: Eukaryota; Metazoa; Chordata; Actinopteri; Centrarchiformes; Sinipercidae
Gene: phactr4a
Product: phosphatase and actin regulator 4a
Exons: 16
Coding region: 518-3670 (1050 amino acids)
Biological process (GO): actin cytoskeleton organization; neural crest cell migration
Molecular function (GO): actin binding
Source: RefSeq, a predicted model, not a curated record
UCUGCUACGAAGUGCGCAUGCGCAACAUUAUUUAAUCUUCCUACCCAGUUAAUAUGCAACACCUUUUGACAGCAAAGUGUUAACAAAUAAGUUUUAAAUACAACAUUGAACGGCUCUCUUGGCAUUUGGUGUAAAAUCCAGGCGAUGCUCGUAUGCUUUAUUUUUUCCGGGCGCUCAAGAAAGUCACUUUUGUGACUUUAUUUGGGUCAAAAGGUGGUUAGUGAAGCUAGUUCCGCCUUGCUUUCUUCCUGUGAUGGACAGCAGCGACAAGUGUCAAAAGUAAUCAGGUCAACGUCAACGAGAUACAGGAAAAACACCUCCUGCUUUUUGGAUAAAUUUCCACACACUUUAACCGGUUACUAGAAAAGGAGUACCGGAAUCACUGUGCUGCUAAGUUGUCCCGCUGGAACAAGAAGUCACAGCCACACUGCAAGGACAGCGUUUCUGGGGAAGAUUUUAUCAACAGUCACUGAUCUUAAGUAGAAGAGCUGCUGACUGCUGAGUUUUGGACACUGUGAUGGAAAAUCCUGAUGAUGAGGUCGACCUGCAACACAGCACAACAGUGGGUGAAGAAGGAAACUCUGGUGGGGGAACACCUCCAACCAAACGCAAAGGCAAGUUCUCCAAAAUGGGAAAGAUCUUCAAGCCCUGGAAAUGGAGAAAGAAGAAGCCAAGUGAAAAGUUCACUGAAACAUCGAUAGCAUUGGAAAGAAAGAUUUCUGUUAGAAAAAGUCGCAAAGAGCUGAUUGAAAGAGGGGUUCUAAUAGAUAUCCCAGAGAAUGAGAGCAAUGUUGUAAACCACUCCAAAGCUCCACCAGUGAAAAAUGGGCACCCUGUGCCGAUGGACCUGGACAGGGUGUCGGAAGCAGGGGUGCGAGUGUCUCGAGGGGAAUCUGACAUCAAGGUGAAUUCCCUCAGGCCGCCCCAAGCAGAUGAACGUCGAAGCAGAGUGCCGUCUGAUGCCUCCCGAAGUAACCGGGCACCUCUGGAUGUGGACUCUCAUGCACGGCUUACUGUCGACGUAGACAGACGUAGCCGUCUGCCAUCAGAUGUCGAUAAGAGAGGCGGAUCUUUACCCAGAGGACCUCCUCAAGAUGAUAGAUACCGCAGAGAAGAGAGGAGAGAUGGCAAAGAUGAGAAGGAUGACAGAGGAAGGAAGAACAGGGAAGAUAUGGAAAGAAGGGACUGGCGAGAGGAAAGGGAAAGGGAUGGAGGAGUUGACCGAAGGGAAGACAGAGACUUCAGAGAAAGGCGAGAACUGAGAGAUGACAGAGAGAGGAGAGAUGAAAGAACAGAGAAAGACAAUAGGGAACGGAAGGAUCGUGACGAGAGGGAACGGAGAGAUCGGGACGAGAGGGAACGCAGGGAUCGUGAUGAGAAGGAAAGGAGGGACGACAGGGACAGAAGAGAAGAUAGGGAUCGGCGGCUUGAGAAGGAAAGGAGAGAGAGCAGAGAUGACAGAAAAGAUGACAGAGAAGAGAGGGAGAGGAAAGACGUGAGAGUUGAAAGAGAUGAUGGGGACAGGAGGGAUGACCGAAACAGGCGAGAAGACAGAGAGAGGAGAGAGGAUAGGGACAAGGGGGGUGACUGGGUCAAGAGAAAUGAAAGAGAGCGACGAGAUGAGCGGGAAAAGAGGGAGGAGAGGAGAGAAAAGCCGGCGCCUCAGCGGCCUGUGGAUAACUCUCGGCCUAUAGCUAGGCCUGUCUCUGAGAUGGACUUGCGGCUACAGAAGAGCUCCUCAGAGGACAACAAGAGGUCUCGCCCAGCCUCAGAGGCUGACAGGAGUAGCACCCUGCCCAGAUACAUCCCAGCUGCAGAGUUCAGAGAACGCUCAGAGUCCGCUGGUGUCCGCUUUGCCCCUGACCCUCAUCCAGCACAGGACUCUCAGCAGGAACCUCUCCCACCUAAACAGGCUCUGCUUCCCCCUAAAUGUCUCACUGCUGCCUCCAUUGAGUCCGGCAGGAGUCCAACACCCUCCUCUUCUUCAUCAUCCUCCUCUUCUUCCUCCUCCUCCUCCUCUGCUGCUAUUGCUGUGGCCAAGCCGCCGAGAACAGUCUCCCUAAUAGCUGACGACCCACCUCGACCCUCCCUCCCUGCUCCUGCGCCAGCUGACUCUGUCACGCCACCCCCUGUCCCCCCCCAUGCCAAACAGCCUCCUGUCCCUCCACCCAAACCCACCAACCGCAACAGCAACCCUGCACUGCUUGCUUCCUCGUUGAACAGGGGCUGUAAGGUCAGGCAGCCUUGUUACUGGACCAGCUGGAGACGCCAGAGUGAGCUUGGCCUGUACCUUUCUCUACCUGUAUACCUGCGGCACAACGCUGGCCAGACCUGCUCAGCGGAGCUUUCACAGCCUGGCAGUGGUGUCAUAGUGCCAGCACCCGCAAAGCGCUCUCCACCAACACCACCAAAGAGGAUGACGCCUGUAUCCAAGCGCCAUUCUGUGGACCCUUCUCCUCUCAGUCAGGUCCCAGAGCCUCCCACCACUGACCCGGCCUCUGCCCCUGUACCGAUGCCUCCUGCUGUCCUUAAAGGAGAUAACAAUGAGGACAAGACAAAUGCAGCAGCUCCUCAGACCUCCACUGAGUCGCUGCCUUCACCACCGUUGCAUAUACCUCCAUCUCCUCCCAGGGUCCAGUCGCUCCAGCCGCCCAGCACCUCCUCCUCUGGUCCUGUGCCCACCGUGCAAGCUGAUCCCCCCAGCCCGACCACAGAGCCUCCCAGCCAGCCUCCGGCCAUCCCCCUUCACAUCCUCAUCCAGAGAGCCCUGAUCAGCCCCGGCCCAGCUCAGCCCAACCCAGACGGCUCCCAGAGGGCCCACUCACUACUGUUUGAGUCUCCUCCAGAGUUCCUCGCCGAUGUGGGGGGUAACUCACGGCACUCUCUCCCCGUCACCAUCGAACCUCUCAGGCUGCCCGAAGACGAUGACUUUGACAUGGAGGAGGAGAUGCGGAAGCUUCAGCCUCAGAGGCCUCCUCGCCAGCCUGACCUGGAGCCCCGCAGCAGGAGGGGUUUGAUUGGAGACUACAGAGUGAGUGUCAUCCCUGAGAGUGGAGGCCCCGGGGACAGUGACGAGGAAUCUGACUCUGACGGCCCCAUCCUGUACAGAGACGACGAUAAUGAUGAGGACGACGACGAAGGCCCUCCAAGCGGGCUGGCGAGCCGUGUGAUGAGGAAGGACACGUUAGCCAUGAAGCUGGAGAGACAGGAGAGACAAGAGAGAGAGGAAAAGGAUGCUCAGGAGAACCACGACGACAUGAGUUGGCACAACAAGGAGCAGUGGUUGGCACUGAGGAACAAGAUCGGUACCACACUGAACCGGCGGCUGAGUCAGAGACCAUCAGCAGACGAGCUGGAGCAGAGGAACAUCCUUCAAGCUAAGAAUGAAGCGGAUCGACGAUUAGAGAGAUCUGAGAUCAAACGGAGGCUCACGAGAAAGCUGUCGCAGAGGCCCACAGUGGCUGAGCUCCAGGCGAGGAAGAUCCUGCGUUUCCACGAGUACGUCGAGUCCACCCACGCCCACGACUACGACCGCCGAGCAGAUAAACCGUGGACCAAGCUGACUCCUGCUGACAAGGCUGCCAUCCGCAAGGAGCUCAAUGAAUUCAAGAGUUCAGAGAUGGAGGUUCACGAACAAAGCAGGAUCUAUACCCGGUUCCAUCGGCCUUAGCUGCCCACGCUGACCAGCAAAGCAGUUAGACUAGUCCCUCUCCACACUAUGAACUGAACAUUUGGUCCGUUUUUACUGUCUGCCUGCUGAUAACUGGAACCAAAGCGAAAGAAGCCACAAAUCAGUUCAACCACGGGUGGUUCUCAGACAUACUCCAGUCCUUACACUGUGGAAUUCAGGACAGGAGGAGUUUGUUGGUGCGUCCAUGAUGGAGGUACCCGGUGCCAACACUAAAAGAGUGAGAAAUCCCCCCCCCCCCCUGCUGGGGGCUCUGAGAGUGUUAGAUUGAACUGAAAGGAUAACUGUUGGAAGGUUAUCACACUGUCUCCGUCAGGGGAAACCACUCUCACCAUGCCUUUACCUGCCUUCACAUUAUAUUUCCUUCCUUCCUUGCAGAACAGGAAGACUAUGCACAUAAAGAGAUCAUUGUAGUUCCUAUUAACACCGUUGAUGGUACCACCAAACUCUGGAAGUACUUGUGUUUAUAUGUUAGGUACUACAAAUGUCUACCCAAAGGUGCCACACAGCACCAGCCUUACUCCUCACAUGAGCUUAUACACUGUAAUUUAAGGUUCAGACAAAAUGUGAAAGAGUUCCGUACAGCAGUGUGUUUCUUAUUUAAAACUCAGUUGUAGAUCUAUUUAAAUCAACAGUUUGUGCUCUGUGUGUAGACUCUGAGCGCUGAUUCCAACCUAAUAUCCGAAAGCGUGAAUCUUACUGUGUUUUGUUGAUCAUUUAAAUGAUUCUCAUGGAGCACAUAUCACUAGAUUAUUUUCUAAUAAGGCACGUUCGUUCCUUAAUUGGGUGUGUAGAAAAUGUAAACGUUUUGAGCCUAUAAUUCUGUUUAUAAUUGAAAUAUUCAAGCAGGAAAAUGUACAUAUUUUUAUUUUCCUGGCUGUUUUAUGGUACUUUAUAUAUGCAAGUCCAUAGUUGGCUGCAAUUGUAUAGAUCAAUUAUGUAGAUUUGAUUGACUUUAUAUUGUACAUCUGCAGUAAUGCUGACAUGUUUUAAUUGUAAAGUAUUUCUCAAAUGUUAUUUCAAAGUAGUAAUGGCACAAAAUAAUUCUCUUUUUUUUGAUACAGAGAUCUUUAAAGUGUUUUUGCAAACCACACUAAAUGAACAAUCCACUCAGAAAUUAAAAUAACCUGUGAUUUUCA